AUGAGCGCCGAGAUCUGCGCUUCUCUGCAGGCUGCCGCAAUCCUGACAGGGGAUCGCGAUGCGGAGCUCACAAUUGAGCGUGCACAGCAUACGCGUGGCCAGCCACUCGAAAAUGCGCGCGCGCACGACUCCUUGGCGCAUACGCUGCAGCGGCGCCUCGACGCGUUUGCCACGACGCACGCUUUUUCGUACGCACAUACAGAGCUUGCCGCGCGGGGUGUGUGUGUGCCAUGCGAUACGACUGGCACGCAUGCUCUGCAGCGGACGACGGGGUGGUAUGCCCUGUGGUGCAUCGAAAUGCUGCACACCUCACUCCUGCACACAAGCACGGUAGCCCCAGACAAUCCACAGCCUGCGCCGCAGCUCAGCACACGCAAUCUCGCGAUGCUCAAGCAGCUGAUCUCCAUGUGUUUUGCUUGGCUUAUUGUUCCGCUCACAGACCAGUACGAUACCGCGUAUGCAGAAAUGUACCCCGCCAUGGCGUCUACCAGUAUUGUAGAGCUGCCCACCCAGGACACGGCCGAGCGUACCAUGAUCGACUUGGCGGCUGUUGCGCAUGUGUUUGCGCUUCUUUUUCACAAAGGAACACACGACAUUGCACAUUCUGCACUGCCGCUCAGCAGCACUGCACAGACCGACAUUGCUGUGCUCCUACAGCGUGUCUACUUGGCCGACGUACUCCGCGUUCUCAUCCGACUUGCGUACGGCCCUAGUCCAGAGUCUGGCAAGAAUGUGCGCGAGACGGCGCGCGAGGAAUUGGAUACAGUGCUGGGCGCUUUGCCGACCAUGACGGCACUUGGUGCAUUGCGCAGUGUGCCUUUGCCCAGUGCACUCUCCCAGCGCCGCGAUGCAAAGCGCGCGCCGCGCAUUCCUCCUUUUGUGCGCACCCAGUCAGGGCGUCUAUUGUCCAUGCAGCUGCUCCGGCCCGAAGGCGUGCGCUCGUUGCUGAUCGGAAUGCUCGGCGCAAACGAAAAUGAUAUGCUGAGCGGAGAUAUUGGCGACGAGGUGGACGAAGGAGACACGAGUUUUAUGCGUCUCGACGGCGUCACACGCCUCUUGACUGUGCCGCCCAAGAGCAUGCUUGUGCGUGCAUACUACCUCGAGAUCAUUCCCCACGUCCUCUCCGUGCUGGACCCUGUCGUGCCGCCGGGCGUGACGCCCGUGCAUGGAAUGCAUCGCCGCGCAGCUGCAUUCACGCUCAUGCGCAUGGUCGAGCGCGAUGCGGACGCUGUAGCACAAGCGUUGCACGCGCCGCUGUUUGACGUGCUCGGCAAGGACGCAACGCAAGCGGACGAAGCGCGCGUCGAUCGCGCAUUGCGCCUCCUUGGCGCGGCUGUGCUGCUUGCGCCGCCGUCGCCCGACUUGCUCGAUUUCCUUGUAUCACCGCUUGUUGUGCGCCUGCUUUCCCUCGACACGUUUCUACGCCGCGCCGAUGCGAACCGUGUGGUGCCGGAAAGCGAGCGGAGACACACGACACAGCUGCACGAAGUAGACAAUGUCCUGCAUACGUGGAUUCGCCUGGCGCCGACGCACAGCACUGCGGACGCUUUGAUCCAUGCGGUGGCAGCAAGCCUUGCGCCCACGCAUCCGUUUCAGUGGCAGCUGGGCGCACACGGCGCUGUACUCGUAGAGGGCACGGCCGGUGUGGAACACUUGGAUUUGCAGCGCCUCCUGCAGUACUCUUCCCUUUCACUCGAUCAGUUGUCCAAGCAGCUGAAUGCAGACGAUACGCCGACGCUUCCGACGCACCUUGUCCAGUCGCUAGACUUUUGCAUCGACCCUGCGCGUAUCAGUACACUGCUUCACGAAGGAAAGCGCAUGGACAUCGGAAGCGCUGUAUUGCUAGCGGCGUUGGAGCAGUACGGGCGCACGCAGACGCAGUCUAUGUCGCAUCUGACAGUCGGGGAUACGAGCGUCGCAGAAUUGGAAAGGCGGUCUGUGUACUACCUGCAAAUGGUGGGCCAGCUGUUUGAUGUGUUUGGGCCCAAGCUACUGGAGGGCGACAUCGACCGUGUGCUUCAUUUUAUCGAUUUCGCAUGCUCGACAUGUGCAAAACGCAGCAGUUCCGAGCAGCGGAAUGCAUUGGACACACUGAUGCAUAUUCAGGACGAGGCAAGUAUGGAGGUGCCCGAGCACGAUAAUGAACUGCUCACCACUGCGCUCAACUUGUUUCUCUCACUCCUCGAAGGCCAUCCGGAGCUGACCCUGGCGACGGUCCCGAUGCUGCAAGUCCUGUUGCACAAAAUAGAGCCGAUGCGCGACGCAGCGAGCGAGGAGCUGCGUGCACUAAGCCAAGAAGUUGUCCUCCUCCUCUCUGCACGACACCAGGCGCAGACGACGAUCAAUGCACCGUCGCGACCCAAGUACAUGGACGUAUACCACGAAGCGCUGCAGUAUCUCCAGGAUCCAAUUUUGCCAGUCCGUGCGUAUGGCCUCACGCUGCUUGCGCAGCUUGUCUCGAAGGAUACUGCGCAUCACGGCCAAGUGUACGGCACAGCGCUGGAUCCUGCUCUGCUCCCGGCUAUUUUCGAUUUGUUGGUGCACGCCGUGCAAGACGACGAGAGUUUUUUGUACCUCAAUGCAGUCAAAGGGCUCGCACAAAUGACCGCACACUGGCGCGAAGCGGUGUUGCAGCCAUUGGUCGCGAUCUAUGUCGGCGGCGACAAGUCCAAUAGUCAGCUCGCGCGAGCAUUGCACUAUGGUCAACAACUUACGCAGCGCGAGACAGAUAAGCGACUAAGGAUUGGCGAGGCGCUUCUUCAGGUGCUGCAGUUCUGUGGCGAGGCAAUCGCGCCGAUGUGUACGUUUCCUUCUUUUUCGCCGCGACUGACCUCAGUACCCAUUUUUGUACAGCCUCUGCUCACGGCGGUGCGCAAUCCCAUGUUCUCUGCAUCGCUGCGCAGCUCUUUUAUAUCCAUUCUCGGUACAUGUAUUGAGAUUUUGCCGCUCGCAAUGGCAACGAGUGGCGCGUCGCGGGAAAUAGUGGCGCUCUGCAAGGAUCUCGUCGCGCUGGAAAUGGUGCACAGGCCAGUGCAGCCGUUGAAAAAGUCCAAGGUGUGCGCGCAUGUGUCGGGGAUGGAUACGCACGGCGAUACGGUAAUGCGCCAAGUCGACAGCGACGACUCGGACGACGAGCGUCUUGCACAGAUGGAGCGCGAGCAGCGUGCAGGGAUCGAUACAGAUCCGAAACUGCCGCAGCUACGCCGCUCGGCACUUUUGCUGCUUGCUGUUAUGCUCCGCGCGACACGGCAUCAGCUCGAUGCUUUUAUGGAGGCACAGCGGUCGUGUUCUAUGCAAGGCGCAUCUCUAUCUCAGUUGCGGCUUCCGGGUGGAAGUAUGCUGCCAGAUACGGGCGGUGGGAUCCCGAAGCAAGUGGCUCCACCGACACCGCUUGUUUCCAUGGCCGCUGCACACGGUUUGAUUACGGUAGUUUUGCAUGCUGCACAGGAAGAUGUCGAUGAAGUUGUGCGGCAGCAGGCGCAAGACUGUGUUGAAGAGGAGCGGCUUUUGGAGGCUGCGUAUGCACAAGCGCACAUGGGCGGUGCAUCGCUGCCGUAG
Molecule: messenger RNA, 3558 nt
Organism: Malassezia vespertilionis
Lineage: Eukaryota; Fungi; Basidiomycota; Malasseziomycetes; Malasseziales; Malasseziaceae
Exons: 1
Coding region: 1-3558 (1185 amino acids)
Biological process (GO): protein secretion
Source: RefSeq, a predicted model, not a curated record